AUGUCCGCAGGUCUGGUUUACUCUGCUCCUAGCCCAGUGUCCACACGCCAAGCUUUACGUCGCACCCGUAAGUCCACUCCCCCAGGCCAAGUAGAAGAUGCCGCCAGUGUUGUGGACACGCCCCCUCGCAUAGCAUCUCCCAGGCAAACAGUCAAGGGGAAAACGAAGAAGGCCAAGCGUACGUGUGUUGUGGAGCCUCUGCAGGAAGGGGAGGAACUGAGUGACACAACAGGCAGGAAGUGGCGGCUGGCGAAGCUGUUGGGUCAGAAUGAGACAGAGCUGAUCUACGCAGUCCAGCAGACCGGGCCAGGGAUCAACCGUGGUGACUGCAGACAUGUCCUCAAACUGGGGCCUAAAGAUGGGAGGAUCUUUAAUGAGCAGAACUUCCUUCAGAGAGCUGUAAAACCCACAUCUGUGGACAAAUGGAUGAAGCGCACUAAGAUGGAUUCUGGGAUUCCAUCCUGUGUGGGUUUUGGGCUACAUGCAGAAAUCUACAGGUUCCUGAUUGUCCCCAGCAUGGGCCAGACGCUCCAGGUUGUCCUGAAGGAACAGGGGGGGCUCCUGUCUGAGACAGCAGUGCUGCAGCUGGCCUGUAGAAUACUGGACGUGUUGGAGUUCAUCCAUGAGAACGAGUAUGUCCACGGAGACGUUCAGGCAGAAAACAUCUUCAUCCAGCCAGCAGGACACACACAGGUGUAUCUCGCAGGGUACGGCCAUGCUUUCAGGUACUGUCCAGGUGGUCGACAUGUGGAGUAGCGGGAAGGCAGUAGAACACCACAUGAGGGCGCCCUGGAGUUUAUAAGCCUGGACUCCCACAAAGGAGCAGGUUAGUAGCUAAGCUAACACAAUAACAUACUCAGAGAGCAAAUCCUUAUUCUGAG
Molecule: messenger RNA, 881 nt
Organism: Osmerus eperlanus (European smelt)
Lineage: Eukaryota; Metazoa; Chordata; Actinopteri; Osmeriformes; Osmeridae
Product: inactive serine/threonine-protein kinase VRK3-like
Biological process (GO): peptidyl-serine phosphorylation; signal transduction
Cellular component (GO): nucleus; cytoplasm
Molecular function (GO): protein serine/threonine kinase activity; ATP binding
Source: RefSeq, a predicted model, not a curated record